UUCGACGUCGAUUAUUGCGUUUAGUGUAUCAGUUCUAGCAGUCACAGCUUUGCGACAGGUCAGCCGACAUGAAGACGACGCCAGGACUCCCCGAGUUCAUUUUUAUAGCUGCCAUUGUCAUAGAAACAACGUUUUUUACGUUUUCUGAAGGUGUUUCGGCCAAAUGUACAACACACGAUCCAGGACGCUAUGCAUUCUCUGACUGCUCAAAUGAAAUGUAUCAUAAAUCAAUUUGUGAAACAAAAUGUAAACCAGGAUACAAAUUAAAAGGGCCAUCGCGCAUGAUGUGUUGGUGUAAAAAUAGAAAUUGCAAGUGGACAGGAAAAAGAGCUUCUUGUGAACGAACGGCAUGUCAAGUUCCUGAUGAUGAUACGGGAUUCAUGAAUUUUAUUGAUAUUUGGGAUGAUGGAUUUGCUAGUUUAAUACAAUUCAACAAUAUUUCUUCAACUCCAGAUUCUGAAUUUGGUUGGUCGGUUGUUGUCAUAUUUGAUAAACCACUUGGAGAGACAGCGACCGUGAUGACAUGGAAUUUCGAGCAGACAUCUGCGUCAUAUGACGGUCAAGCAUUCACUUUUGUAAACGCGAAACAUAAUACUAAGCUAUCAAGCUUUGUCACAAAAGAUAAUCGUUUGUCAGCUCUUAUCGUUGUACAAAAAGUGAUAGGCAACAUCCCCAAAGCAGCCUACGUUGGAAUGUAUCAGAAACGAGUGAAAGAUGCAACUUGCCUCGCUGCGUCAAAAAUGCCGCAAAUACAGCGAAUCGAUAGUGCAAUAGCUUAUAAUAAACCUGUAAAAAUAGAACAGUCAACAGCAACCAAGUCAGUCGUCUCCACCAAGCAUACUCCACUGUCAACACCAAAUGCAAUCGAGAAAUCUACAACCGCCAAGCCAAAUUUUGAAGUAACAUCCAAAACUACUCAAAAACCCGAAAAUCAAAUGACGAAGGCGGCUAUUAUUGCCACCACUGAAGAAACUACACAUGUCAGCUCGGCCUUAACGUCUAAAACUACUCAAUCGACGAAUGUUCCUGUUAUCACCACAGUUAAAAUUCCUGUUGGGGAUUUUUGCGUUUUACAAACUCACGAUACCUGUUACAUCACCGACGAUAGUUGGGAAGACGGUGGGAAAAACUACUUCAGUGGAAACGUUGCUCUUCGAUCUCCUAGCGAUUUAGAUGACUGGUCUAUGGUGGUUGUUUUCGAGGAGGUUGUGGAUAAAAUUGAGACCUGGGCAUGUCGUGUUCUAGAUAAUUCUGAAGAUGGUUUCAUUUGGACCUUUGGGCCACAUCCAUGGAAUACAAAGUUAUAUGGGGGAGAAAGCGAUAUCAGAUUUAUUGCUACACAGGCGUAUUUCACGGUUGAUAAUCCAAACGCCCAAGUUUACCUCUGUUCAAACACGUUUACAUCUGGCGAUGCUGUGAUGUCAAGUCCCAACAAAAAGCCUGCUGCAGAAGUUCAUAUGGAAGAAACUACGCGUAGUCCAUUUAUAACACUUUCUUCGAUGACGACAACUACCGAGACGACUGCAGCAACACGUCCAUCAGCAAGAUGCUCUCCCAGUUCUCCAAAUGGUCGCCCGGUUAAGAGGGCAGAGCAAAUUAGACUGAAUUUCAAAGAAAACAAUGAUGAAACAAAGUACAAUUACAACGAGCUCCUUCACAAGUCGAUAUUGUUUUACGAAGCACAGCGAUCUGGUGAGCUUCCAGAUAGAAACAGAAUACCGUGGCGUGGCGAUUCAGCCCUGAAAGAUGGAUGCGAUAUUGGUGUAGAUCUUACUGGUGGAUGGUAUGAUGCUGGUGACUACGUGAAGUUCAACUUUCCAAUGGCAUACUCGUUGACUGUGCUGGCAUGGGGAGGAAUAGAAUUUCGAGACGCAUACGAAGAUGCCGGAGAACUGGAGAAUAUGAUCAACGCAAUAUUAUGGCCAACCAAAUACUUUAUUAAAACUCAUAUCUCAAAAUAUGAAUUGGUCGGACAGAUAGGACACGGACAGACAGACCAUAAUUAUUGGGGAAGAUCUGAACAAAUGAACAUAAAAAGACCAACAUACAUCAUUUCGGAUAAAAACCCUGGCACCGAACUUGCUGCUGAAGUGGCAGCGGGUCUCGCAGCAGCCUCUGUAUUUUUACGACCAACUCAUCCCGACAUUUCCAAUGAAGCCUUACAACACUCCAAAGAAAUUUAUGAAUUUGGUAACAAGUAUCGAGGAACUUAUCAUUUGUCUAUACCCGACGUUUCAAGAUAUUAUAAAUCAUAUUCCGGAUAUCAGGAUGAAUUAGUAUGGGCAGCAGCUUGGUUAUAUAAGGCUACAAAUGAUACCAGUUAUCUCCAUGCAGCAAUUAAAUUUCAUGACAGAAUGGGAGGGAAACAUGCGACGGCUCCAAUGUUUUCGUGGGAUAACAAACUUCCUGGAGCGCAGGCUUUGUUAGCGAAACUUACUGGAAAAGCAGAUUUUAGAAUCCCACUUUCAAAGCAUUUAGAAAAGAUGCAAAGAGAGAAACGAACGCCACAGGGACUAGUAUAUUUAUCCGAAUGGGGAACUAAUAGACAUGCCGCAAAUGAGGCUCUAUUGGCAAUAAUGGGCGCAAACCUGGACCCUCCACUUCCUCGUCAUAAGACAUAUCUCAAUUGGGCAAAAAAGCAAAUAGGAUUGAUACUGGGUGACGAUGGAAGAAGUUAUGUCGUAGGAUUCGGAGUAAAUCCACCUAAGAGGGCUCAUCAUUCGUCCAGUAACUGCCCGCCAUAUCCUGAAAGAUGUGACUGGACGACGUAUCAUUCUCCAAAACCUAAUCACUAUGUUUUGUAUGGCGCAAUCGUCGGCGGUCCAAAUGAGAAAGGCGUGUACGGUGAUAAUAGAGGAGUUUAUGAAGAGACUGAAGUUGCGUGUGAUUACAAUGCCGGCUAUCAGUCAGCAAUAGCAGGAUUGAAACAUUUUGCGAUGAAAAAUCGACUGCUAUCAACAACGGAGCCACCAACGACUGCAGAAGCAACGAGCAAGCUUUCUACCCCCGAGUUGAAAUUAAAAUCCUCAAAGAUCAAAAUAGUACUUUCUAAGAAUUUGAACAAAAAACAACAAUGCCGCCCUCGGCGUAGCAAAAAAUGCAUCAAGGCCAGAUGGGCUGCGCGAAAAUUGCAGUAAUAACUGCAGGACAUUAGUCUUAACAUUAAUUUUGUCACUGAACGAUCGAAUUCUUGUCAUUUCCGUACGUUAGCGUGACAUUCAAAACAAUAGUAAUUGUUGAUAAAAGUUUUAUAUGGAAAUGUGUUUAAUUAUGUCUUGAAAUUUAUGAAAAUACAAAAAUAUUUAUUAUUAUAUAUACGAAAGUAGU
Messenger RNA from Styela clava, 3327 nucleotides. RefSeq lists its product as uncharacterized. The record is from RefSeq and is a predicted model, not a curated record. Lineage: Eukaryota; Metazoa; Chordata; Ascidiacea; Stolidobranchia; Styelidae. Gene Ontology annotation, molecular function: hydrolase activity, hydrolyzing O-glycosyl compounds. Gene Ontology annotation, biological process: carbohydrate metabolic process.